UGCGGAUUUGCCCUACGCCCAGGCGGCGUUCGGGGCGUUCUUGGCGGCAGCAGGCCCUGCCUUGGGCCCAAAAGCCACGACGGCGCUGGUUGCGGCGGCGGCGCGCGGGGCAGCCCAAGGGGCGGCCGCGGGCAGCAGGCCGUGUGCUGGCGCAGGUGGCGACGACCAGGACCCCGUCGGCGACAUGGACGUCGUGCUGGCGAAGGUCAAGGCCGUGUCGGGGCACGCAGGCGAGCUGAACGUCACGGACGCGAAGCGGUGGCUGCGGGCCCACGGGGAGCGGGGCAGCAAUGCCGCCGCUCGGCUGGGCAAGCUCAGCAAGCUCCGCAACACCCAGUCGCACCCGCUCGCGCUGCAGCUGAUCGUGGAGGUCGGGCAGUUGGCGGCGGCUGUCGGCAAGGAGGAGCUGAAGAAGAUGGACGGGUCGGGGUGCCACAAGGGCGCCGAGAAAGUCAAGGGCGGCGCCGGCGGGGAGGGGUGGGGACCGCAGCCAGAGGAAGCAGACCUGUCGGAGACGGUGGACGACUUCACGGAUAUGGCGAGCGUGUCGGAGGCGACAGCGUCGGGCCCUGAGGAGAAGUUCUCGGCGAAGCCAGCGAAGCUGAACAGGGAGCUGAUCCAGGUGGACAUCAAGCUCGCCCCAGACGUCGAGGCCAAGCGAGUGCUGAAGGUAAGGGACUCGGACGACAUGUCGGAGACAGUAAGCUCGUCGGAGCAGGAGGUGGCGGGCCCAGAGGAGAAGUUCUCGAUGAAGCCAGUGGCCAAGCAGUACGGGGAGCUGAUCCAGAAGGACAUCAGGGACGCCCCAGCCUGCGACUACCUCGAUUGGAAGUACCAGCUCAAGUCGGCGAAGAUCGACGAGUUGGUCAAGGUGUGCCUCUCGCACGAGGAGUUUGAGGAGAAGCUCCAGGCAUGGGAGGACAACCUGUGA
Molecule: messenger RNA, 931 nt
Organism: Prorocentrum cordatum
Lineage: Eukaryota; Dinophyceae; Prorocentrales; Prorocentraceae
Source: the annotation of a GenBank genome assembly